CAACACAACUCAGGGAAACCCAUCAGAACUCAGGAAAACCCAAUAAAACUCAGCAGAAACCAGGAUAACCCAGCAGAACUGCGGUUCGGAUGAUGGCGGUGUUUAAGCAGGAGAAGGUUGAAGAUUAUUAUGAAGUUGGAGAAGAGCUCGGAAGCGGUCAGUUCGCUAUAGUGAAGCAGUGUCGGGAGAGGAGCUCCGGACUGGAAUUCGCCGCUAAGUUUAUAAAGAAGCGUCAGAGCAGCGCGAGCCGCCGCGGCGUCCUGAGAGACGAGAUCCAGCGCGAGGUCAGCAUCCUGCAGCAGAUCCAACACCCCAACAUCGUUACCCUGCACGACGUCUACGAGAACAAAACCGACGUAGUGCUGAUCCUAGAACUAGUGUCUGGUGGAGAGCUGUUUGACUUCCUGGCGCAGAAGGAGUCUCUGAGUGAAGAGGAGGCGACUCAGUUCAUUAAGCAGAUUCUGGAGGGGGUUCAUUAUCUGCACACCAGGAACAUCGCUCACUUCGACCUGAAGCCGGAGAACAUCAUGCUGCUGGAUAAAAAUGUUCCUCUGCCUCGGAUUAAACUCAUUGAUUUUGGCUUGGCUCACAAAAUCGCUGAAGGGGCGGAGUUUAAGAACAUCUUUGGAACUCCGGAGUUUGUUGCUCCUGAGAUUGUGAAUUACGAGCCGCUGGGUCUGGAGGCAGAUAUGUGGAGUGUAGGAGUGAUCACGUAUAUCCUGCUGAGUGGAGCGUCUCCGUUCUUAGGAGAGACAAAGCAGGACACUUUAGGAAAUAUCUCAGCGAUGAACUACGAGUUUGAUGACGAGUUUUUUGGACACACCAGUGAACUCGCCAAGAGCUUUAUCAGACAACUGCUGCAGAAAGACACCAAGAAGAGGCUCACGAUUCAGGACGCUCUGAAUCAUCCGUGGAUUAAAUCCAACGAGCACAAGGAGGAGCCCAGUAAAGUCCCGAAGAGGAAACACGAGCGUCGCCAGCUGAAGACCAAACGCCUCAAAGAGUACACCAUCAAAUCUCACUCCAGCAUGCCUCCCAACAACACCUACGUGAACUUCGAGCGCUUCGCCCAGGUGGUGGAGGACAUCGCGGGUAUGGAGGGCACCUUCAGCCGGCUGGCGACGGCCCACGACGGCCUGCAGGAGGACAUCGACGCCCUGGUGUCCGUCUACAACGAGAAGGAGCUGUGGUACAAAGAGGAGAGCGAGAGCAUCCGGCACGAGCUGUCGCAGCUCCGCUACGAGUUCCGGAAGGUGGAGGCGCAGCGGCGCGGCGUGCAGGAGGACCUGCAGGGGGUGGAGGCCGGACUGGGCCGGGUCAGCGAGCGCUACCGCGAGAGGCACGCCCACUUUGAGGCGCUGCAGAAGGAGCUGGGGGCGGAGCUUCAGUGGGUACAGGAAGUGGUGGGGUCCUUCCAGGUCGCCGGGGGAAACGGUGGUUUCCCCAACUGCAACUUCAGCAGCGUCUUCAAUGCGGACGUGAACGAAGCUCUGAAGGAGCUCCUGAACCGGACCUGCGGCGGAGAGCUGCUGACGGGACUUAACCUGGACCAGCAGAGAUGAUCAACCAAUCAGAACUGUCCUGAGAACCAACAAAAUAACAUUUCUGACCAUUAAAAUAAUGCAGGCCAGUAAAAAAAA
This is a messenger RNA of Astyanax mexicanus (Mexican tetra), 1640 nucleotides long. RefSeq names its product death-associated protein kinase 2a (gene dapk2a). The coding region runs from base 90 to 1562 and encodes 490 amino acids. Gene Ontology annotation, biological process: positive regulation of apoptotic process; protein phosphorylation; intracellular signal transduction. The transcript is spliced from 10 exons. Gene Ontology annotation, cellular component: cytoplasm; nucleus. Gene Ontology annotation, molecular function: ATP binding; protein serine/threonine kinase activity. The record is from RefSeq and is a predicted model, not a curated record. Lineage: Eukaryota; Metazoa; Chordata; Actinopteri; Characiformes; Acestrorhamphidae.